CCACAGGACCUCUGCAAGAGCCUGGGCCACCUGCGCUGCCGUGGGGACACGCCGCUUGAGCCCAGGGGCUCACACGACCUCGCCGCGGAGAGAGCAGGCACGAAGAGCGCCGGCGCCAAGGCAGCCUAGCUCGGUGUAACCGAGCCCAGCAGCGGGAAGGCGGUGGCCGGCCGCGGGCGGGUCCCGGGGCGGGCCGGCUCCUAACGGGGCUCGGCGGGGAGUGCCGCUCAGCAGCCUUUCCGUGCGGAGAGAUGGCGACCUGCGUGCCGCUGAACACCGGAGCCAAAAUGCCUCUCGUGGGGCUGGGCACAUGGAAGUCCUCAGCUGGGCAAGUAAGAGCUGCAGUGAUGGCUGCCAUUGAUGCUGGGUACCGCCACUUUGACUGUGCCUAUGUGUACCAGAAUGAGGAUGAAAUUGGAGAAGGAAUCCAGCAGAAAAUUAAGGAGGGUGUUGUGAAACGACAAGACCUCUUCAUUGUCAGUAAGCUCUGGUGCACAUUUCAUGAAAAGCCUCUGGUGAAGGAAGGCUGUCAGAAGACUCUUGCUGCUCUGAAACUGAAUUACUUGGAUCUCUACCUCAUGCACUGGCCUAUUGGGUUCAAGGCAGGAGAGGAGCUGUUCCCCACCGACGACAAAGGAAUGGCAAUACCCAGCAGCACAGAUCUUCUACAGACGUGGGAGGCCAUGGAAGAACUGGUGGAUGCUGGUCUGGUGAAAGCCAUUGGCAUCUCCAACUUUAACCAUGAGCAGAUUGAAAGAAUCCUGAACAAGCCAGGACUGAAGCACAAGCCUGCAAAUAACCAGAUUGAAUGUAAUCCAUACCUUACCCAGGAGAAGCUGAUCAAGUACUGUCAGUCCAAAGGGAUUGCUGUGACAGCCUACAGUCCGCUUGGCUCUCCUGACAGGCCAUGGGCUAAACCAGAGGAUCCCUCCCUUCUGGAUGACCCCAAGAUCAAAGAGAUUGCAAGCAAGCACAACAAAACCCCUGCACAAGUUCUGCUUCGCUUCCAGAUCCAGAGAAAUGUGAUUGUGAUUCCCAAGUCUGUCACACCACAGCGCAUCGUGGAGAACUUCAAGGUGUUUGACUUCAAACUGACUGAAGAGGAGAUGGCAACUAUUUUCAGCUUUAAUAGAAACUGGAGAGUCUAUACAAUGAAAACGUGCAAAACUCACAAGGAGUACCCUUUCAAUGCAGACUACUGAAGACAGUCAUAUUGUGCCCUCAUCAUCUAGGGCUAGCUCUGAUGGUCUUCUUAUCAGUUUAUCUAUCUCACUGUAUCUCUCCUUCUGCAGCCACAAGGUGAAGUCACAAGAUGUGUAUUCAGCAACUAGUUUUUUCUUCUUGUUUCUUUUCUAAAAGAAGGCUACAGUAAAAUUAUUCUAAAGAAUAAAA
Molecule: messenger RNA, 1392 nt
Organism: Pogoniulus pusillus (Red-fronted tinkerbird)
Lineage: Eukaryota; Metazoa; Chordata; Aves; Piciformes; Lybiidae
Product: aldo-keto reductase family 1 member B1-like
Exons: 10
Coding region: 252-1202 (316 amino acids)
Cellular component (GO): cytosol
Molecular function (GO): aldose reductase (NADPH) activity
Source: RefSeq, a predicted model, not a curated record